This is a messenger RNA of Arabidopsis lyrata subsp. lyrata, 1126 nucleotides long. RefSeq lists its product as uncharacterized. The transcript has 3 exons. Bases 310 to 1068 code for a protein of 252 amino acids. Lineage: Eukaryota; Viridiplantae; Streptophyta; Magnoliopsida; Brassicales; Brassicaceae. The record is from RefSeq and is a predicted model, not a curated record.
ACUACAUGACCUUGAGGUACUGAUAUUGCUGUAUACCUUACAGCAUAUAACUCAAAUGAUAUAAAAUUUUGUCAGGCAAUGAACCUGCUUGCCUCAGUGUCAUCUACGUUUAGCUUUAGCUUUGUGUAAUCACUCUCCUUUAUACUCCUUGGAUACAACAACAAGUUCUUACAAGCUUGAGUCUCGAAAUUAUCAUCAUCCAUGUCUAAAACACUUUUGUGAAGGUUGUGAAUAAUCCUACGAUUGAGGAUUGUAGACUUUGAUGGUGCUAAUCCAGAGGACACAUUCCUCAGGAAACAUUGUACGACAAUGAAACAUAAAAUGUUCACACCAUUGGUGCAACAAGAAACUAGAGUUGGGGGAGGAGAAGCAAAUGAACUUGUUCUAACUUUGAAAGUUUAUGUUAGAAAGUCAAACCGGAUGAUUUUAUACGCUGAGUGCAGAGAAGAAUUUGUUGAUUUUCUUUUCACUUUUCUCGCUAUACCGCUUGAGUUUGCUCGGGAACUCUCUGUUGACAAAGUGACUAUGGGGUGUGUUGGAAAUUUGUGCAGAAGCGUAAAAGAAUUGAGUUUUGAGCAGGGCCAGUCCAGUAAAAUCCGGGACCGAAUACGAAAAAAAAUUGGGGCCUUUUUGAAAAGCCUUUUUGCUAAUUAUGGUGCGGGACCUGGUUUUGAGCAGAGCAAAGAAGCCACUAGUGUUUUCAAUUGCAUUCUUCCUUAUUACUAUAAUUCUUGUCGUACGCAGCUUCUCGAUAUUGUCAUCCAGGAAAUGCCAGAAUAUGAAUGCUUGGUUUCCCGCCGCAGUUAUAAUAGUAGCAAGCUCUCCAAAAAAGUCAACAAGAAUGUGCUUGCCGAAGGUGAAAGAAUCGCCAAGUUAAUUCCAAUGGUUUCAUCUUCAGAUUCUGGGAAUAUUCGAAUUGUGAAGCAAGAAACGAAUUUCAUAGUGUCAGAUGAUCUGGUUGUCACACCUAUGAAGUCAUCCUCAACAAUUUCAUUAUUAAGCAAGUUGCAAAUGAAUAUCAGUGAUAUUGAGGAGCAAGUAAUUAGUAUUGGAAAAGCUCAAGUAUGAUGAUACACUCUACUUGUUUAUACUCUUCUGAUUAAUAAGAAAAUCUUACCUUAUUUUA